GGUGACGUUUGAGUUUUGAGAAAGAACUGUCAAGACGUUUUACUUUGUUGAGAGAAUGUAGAAACAUUGAUUUUACACGUUUUAGUGUUGUUUUUCUGAGAUUAUUUACUUUGUUUAUGAAGAUUUAAGCCGAAAGCCGUGUAACUGUCACAGGAUGGCAGCUACGGCGGAAAGUGUUUCGAUCUCCGAGCUGAAGGCGGAGAUCGAGAGGUUGAGUAGGGAACUCGACCAGGCGAGCAGCGAAAAGAUCCAGUCGGCGCAGCUGGGUCUGGUGCUGCUAGAGGAGAAGAGCUCCCUGCAGCUGCGAUGCGAUGAGCUGGAGAGCCUGUACGAGAACACGAAGCAUGAGCUGGAUAUAACGCAGGAGGCAUUGAUGAAACUUGACACAACACAAAAAGUGACAACACAGAGUGGAAUAGAACAGGAAAAUGCUCUCCUCAAUGAGUCUGCAGCUAUGGAGAGCUCCCUCACACUACAUAUUAUUGAACUUGAAGGAGAAACAAAACAGUUACGGCACGAGCUAGAGCGUGUGAUAAGCGAACGGGAUCGACUAUUAGCAGAGAGUUCAGAACUAGGAGCUGACAAGGCGACACGGGAGUCGGAGCGAGCCGCCCUUCGAGCCGAGUUGAGAGAAGCGAGGCAAAGGGAGCAACGACUCUUGCUGGAUAUAGGGGAUUUGGAAGACGAGAAUAUAUCAUUGCAGAAGCAGGUCUCCGCACUAAGGUCGUCACAGGUUGAAUUUGAGGGUCUUAAACAUGAAGUUCGUCAACUUAGAGAAGAAGCAGAAAAUGCGCGCGCGGCCGCUGACGAAACAGCAGCGCUGCGCCGCAUCGCUGAACGACAGCUCGCUGAAGCGCUGGAAGCGCUGCAAGCGGAAAGAGAAGCCAAGUUCGCCGCCAAAAAGGAACUUGACGCGCAUAUUAGCAGAGAAGCACAGUUCAACAUUACCAACUUGGCAUAUAGCAUACGAGGUAUGCCCGAGGAGGGGACGGAGUCGGAGGGCGAGGCGGGCGCGUCGGGCGCGGGCGAGCUGGGCGCCGACCACCACGCGGACCUGUUCUCCGAGGUGCACCUGCACGAGAUCAGUCGCCUCGAGAAGCAGCUCGAGCAGGCCCACAACGAGAACUCGCAGCUGUCCUCUUCCCUCCGGCUGGCGCAGAGUACGGCAGAGAGCGAGAGCUCUGCGGCGAGCGUUCUCCGCGCCGGCCUCACCAGAGUGUGCUCCCGCGUGUCGGCCUUACACGCGCUGCAUGGCGACUGCGCACCGCUGGAGGACGACAAAGCGGAGGGUGGCGUGGCAGCUCGCGCGGCAAAAUGGCUGACAUGGUGGCGAGUGUCCGGUGGCGAACUUACCGCUCUGUUGGCCGCCUUGCGCGAACUGGACGCGCUCCCGGCCGACGGCUCGCCCGCUGCGCUGCAACGUGCGCAACUUGCGCAGCUCAGCGACCGAGUUGCGGACGCGGAGCUGCGCUGCGCUGCGUUGCAGGUCGAUGCGGAGAUACUGCGCACGCUCGCUGGAGGCGCGGGCAGGGCGCUGUCGUCGGCGGCGCCGGCGCUGGUGUCGGCCGCGGAGACGUUGGCCGGAGUGUAUCACCACGUGUGCGCGGUCAACGGCACGCAGCCCGAGCGGCUGCUGCUCGAGCAUGCUGGACAGACGGACGGUCCAGGAGGCGAAGGUCGCGGCGUGGACGAAGAAGCCCUGGCGCUUGCGGCGGGAGAGUUGGAAGGCCUACGUGCGGCGGGACAAGUGGCGCGCUAUGCCGACACGCUGCUCGACCAGCUCACACACUUGCGCGCGGCGCUCGACACCGCGCUCGACUCCAGGCACCGACACCAACCGGUAAUGGAGGCGGAAGAACGCGGCGCGGAGUUGGCCGAACUUCAAGAGCAAGUGAUCAAACUGAAAUCCCUUCUGUCCACGAAGCGGGAACAGAUCGCGACCCUACGUACUGUGCUCAAGUCCAACAAGAACACCGCAGAGGUUGCGCUCGCCAACCUUAAGUCCAAGUACGAGACUGAGAAGAAGAUCGUCACGGAAACCAUGCUCAAGCUGCGUAACGAACUGCGGCUGCUUAAGGAGGAUGCUGCUACAUUCUCCAGUCUGCGCGCAAUGUUCGCGGCGCGUUGCGAGGAGUACGUGACGCAAGUGGACGAGCUCACGCAAGCCCUGUCUAGCGCGGAGGAGGAGAAGAAGACGCUCAACCAGCUGCUGCGCCUCGCCGUGCAGCAGAAGCUGUCGCUCACACAGCGCCUCGAGGAGCUGGAGGUGGACCGCGAGAUGCGCACGCGGCGCGUACCAAAGCCGAGCGGAGGCACGCGCGCGCGCGGACGGGAUUUCUAGCGGCUCGUGCGCGCGCUCAAGGCGGCCGCCGCCGCCCUGCGCGCGCUGCUGGCGCGCCCCGCGCGCUCCGGCCUCGCCACACACAACACGCUCGCGCUCUGAGCGCUAACGAAUUUACACUUGUACCACCCGCGCGGGUUGAUGGGCCGACGCCCCGUAAUUGCCAGACCUUGUUAAAGAAUCAAGGCCAAAUUUACGUCUAAGAGUGAAGAUACGUUGCAUUUCACGCGAAAAGACCGUUAAUUUUGCCCAUUUAGGCGAUUUAUCGAUCUAUUGUAUCGUCUGAAAUGAAGUGCAAUUGGAGGAUUAUAGGGUUCGUUCAAAUAGACCGACUCGGAGAGCAACGAAGACCAAUUUUUCACACAGACCAGAGCCCAAGAACACGAAAGGAACUGCGUAUAUACUGCGUGCAUUGAGAGCAUCCUUUUUCCAAUAAAGAAAAGAAAUGUUAA
Molecule: messenger RNA, 2793 nt
Organism: Maniola jurtina (meadow brown)
Lineage: Eukaryota; Metazoa; Arthropoda; Insecta; Lepidoptera; Nymphalidae
Gene: BicD
Product: protein bicaudal D
Exons: 12
Coding region: 155-2341 (728 amino acids)
Biological process (GO): protein localization to organelle; regulation of microtubule cytoskeleton organization; microtubule anchoring at microtubule organizing center
Cellular component (GO): cytosol; Golgi apparatus
Molecular function (GO): cytoskeletal adaptor activity; dynactin binding; dynein complex binding
Source: RefSeq, a predicted model, not a curated record